AUGACCGAGAAUCCCGAGCCCGAAGAGCUGGUGCCGGUGGACGAUCUGACGCCGGAGGAGGCAAAUCGCAUCAUUCACUCACAUCGCAAGGUUCGCUAUGGGACCGCCUGCUGGCCGUGUCGUCAGCGCAAGGUCAAGUGUGACAACAAGCAGCCCUGCGAGAACUGCGUCAAGAGAGAGCACCCUCAGCUAUGCUCGUACAAGCCCAAUCGCUCAUCCACAAACAAGUCCUCAUCCACCCUCUCACAAAACAGUGUUCCUCGUAAAAGGACUGCCUCCUUUUCCGACGCCAGGGGCGAUGAGGGCCGAAAAAGCGAACGACAGGAGAGUUGGCCCCGCGCCAUCGGCGUAUCAGCCAAUCUUGACGACACCGAGUCCGUGGGAGACCGCUAUCUUGGCCAGAACAGCAUUCCGGCUUUACUCCGAGAGCAGUCCUCACCCAUCGACAAGAGCGACAACGUUGACAUUCGGCGCGACAUGCGGUCCAUCCUGGGGCUCGACACGUCCGCCCCGUUCCCUCUGAUGUCUUCGCAUCACCUCCACAAGCUAGCGCAAGACAUCUCUGCGGAAUUGCCUUCUGACCGAGAGGUCAUAAAGCUAUUCCGUACCUACAAGGAGAUUCCGCAGCCGUUUUGGGGAUUUGUGUACGACAUGGAUGAUCUCGAGUCCAAGUUGAUGAUCUAUCUUGAGGAGAGGUCACGGAAUGCCUCAACCACGAGCAAGUCGUCAAGGCCGGUGACGGCGUCGUGGCUGGCCAUUCUGUUUGCCGUUCUGGCGGUGGGCUCACAGUAUCAUGAGAGCCCGUAUCACAUUCGGACCCGGGACUCUCAGAAGUACAUACAGAUAUCGUUCCACUUCUUGCGGCUCGGCAACUUUUUGCUCCGACCUUCAUUCGACUCUAUCCAGGCCCUUCUGUUGACGAGCUUCGUCCUUCUCAAUGACAUGAAGGCCGAGGCUUCGUGGGCGUUGACUGGGCUUACAUGCCGCCUUGCGCAGUCCCUCGGCCUGCAUCGGCCCACUUCUUACGACGGCCGCGAAAAUGCGCCUCCGGACGCAAAGAUCAAGGAAGCCAUACGUCGCAAGUUGUGGUGGACCUGCGUCUGGCAUGACACCUUAACGUCUCUGUCUUUUGAUAGGGCACCCAUGACCAACUUCCGAAGCUGCGCCAUUCCCGAGAGCCCCGACUCGGCCAACGGAAACUACACGUACCUGGAGAUGAUGUACCACCUCAUUGAGAUUAUCUCCCGCCGCUUGAAUCCGGACGCCACUGUGACGCCUUCGUACGACCAGAUUGUUGAGAAGUGCGAGGCAGUCGAAACCCUACGCACUCGGGCACGCCCGCAUAUGCGGGACAAGGAGCAAUGCAAGACGGCUCUAGAUCGCCUCCAAUACUUCGCCAUACGCCUGCAUACCUCUUUCGUCAUCUCAGUGGCUUGUCGGCCGGCGCUAAAAAGAGAGUGCGAGAUCGAUUCGAAGCAAAAGAAGGAGCUCGCCGACCGAUGCAAGGAGAACCUGACAGAGACGGUGCGAAUGUUCCUGUCGAUGCACCAGCUUUCGGUGAUCCCAACGCGGAGCUGGGCUUUUACGUAUCACGGGCUUUCAUCGGCGCUUUUACUUGGUAUUCUGUGCGACACCAAAACCGAUCCGGAGGUCCGUCAACUGCAAGGAGACCUGAUUGCAGCCUUGUCGGCCACGGCGGCAAAGGAGGCGAGUUCUCCUGAGCCUCAUGUUCCCGUGUCUGACAAGGACAUUGAGCUUUCUGGUCCAUUGUGGAGGGCUCUUACAGCCCUCAAGAAUAUUUACGACCAUGGGUCCGUCAUUGGGACGCACCUAAAGCGAGAGGGCGAUUCGUCGGCCGGCGGAAGCCGGAGCCGGACCCCGAUGUUGCCUUUGGGCAACCAGCUUUCGGCGACGUCGAGCGCGCAAUUCCGCAGUCAGUCAGGUGAUCCCCGCGAGGAUGCUGCCCUGGCCAUGGCAGAGAUGCAAAAUGGGGCAUCGCUGCAAGAUUUCGCAGGAAUGCCCUUCAACAACUCAAUCCCAGCAACCAUGAGCAUGGAUGGCAGCAUACCCAAUCUCACCGUGGAUCAGACACAAUACAUGGCGCCGAUGGAUCUCUACGACUCCAUCUGGGGCGAAUCGCCGGAUCCCUGGAACUCAGGCGGGAUGGAUGCCAUGAGCUUUGAGUUUCUGGCACAACCACCCCCGGGACAGCCGCAACAGCAGUAUUACUUUUAA
This is a messenger RNA of Purpureocillium lilacinum, 2235 nucleotides long. RefSeq lists its product as uncharacterized. NCBI's taxonomy places the organism in Eukaryota, Fungi, Ascomycota, Sordariomycetes, Hypocreales, Ophiocordycipitaceae. Gene Ontology annotation, molecular function: zinc ion binding; carboxy-lyase activity; DNA binding. The record is from RefSeq and is a predicted model, not a curated record. Gene Ontology annotation, biological process: DNA-templated transcription; regulation of DNA-templated transcription.